AUGCUAAGGUCUCUUCAUGUAGCACGGUCGUCACUGCGACAUUCCCAAAGCUUGCGUCAAUUGUCAUUCAUGUCUCAGUGUCACCGGUCGUCAUUCCCGAGACAAGCUAACAAGAAGAAUGAUUUACGUAAAAGGAAGGAGAAGGACAAGGAACCAUUCUUAAUUAAGGUUGUUGAACCCAUAUAUUCUUUGCCCAAGCCACGGACGGAUGUUAUUAAGGCCUAUUUCCCGGGAAAAGUGUACCGCUCGACGUCACAGGAUGUGGUAUUCCGAGCUAUGGCGGGAACACAGCCAUUACGGUCCUUAAGGUAUUAG
Peronospora farinosa is the source of this 315-nucleotide messenger RNA. NCBI's taxonomy places the organism in Eukaryota, Oomycota, Peronosporomycetes, Peronosporales, Peronosporaceae. The record is from the annotation of a GenBank genome assembly.